Diprion similis is the source of this 713-nucleotide messenger RNA. RefSeq names its product probable 28S ribosomal protein S23, mitochondrial (gene mRpS23). Gene Ontology annotation, molecular function: structural constituent of ribosome. Lineage: Eukaryota; Metazoa; Arthropoda; Insecta; Hymenoptera; Diprionidae. Bases 86 to 580 code for a protein of 164 amino acids. The transcript has 4 exons. Gene Ontology annotation, cellular component: ribosome; mitochondrion. Gene Ontology annotation, biological process: translation. The record is from RefSeq and is a predicted model, not a curated record.
UUCACAUCUAGCGCUGUUGUCAUAUUUUUUUAAUCCAACCUGACCUAACCUAUCAGCUACAGAGGCUAAGUAAAAAUUGGAAAAAAUGGCACGUAGCAGAUUAGCAAAAAUUGGCACGAUUCAUUCGAGAACAAGCGGACUUCUUAGAGCUGGGGCUAUGAAAGAAGAGGAUAAACCAUUAUGGUUCGACAUUUAUGAAGCUUUUCCACCAAAGGAUGAGCCUCGUUUCGAUCGUCCGAUAGUUGCGGGAAAUAUCAGAGAUAUUUUCUACGAGGAGGAUGUCAUUCGAGCAAAGUUCCACAAGGAUCAUCCUACACAACCAUUUCUUCGUCUGGAGGAUACAUCUGGUUUGUCUCAAACACAAAAAUUUAUAGCUGUUUAUCAACAGUUGUUAGAAGAGGGUGUUGUGGAAAAAUCAAAACUGUACGAAGCUGCUGUUUCCCAAGUGACUGGGCAGGCGGUUAGAUCAAAAAUCAACAAGAAUCAACCGGUUACAGAAACGAGUUCAGUAGCUGCUGCAAAGGAAGGCAAAAUAGAAACCCUGAAUAUUGAUAUUAGUAACAUAUUUAAGGAUGAGUAACACUUAAUUUAAUUCAGCGAAAUACUGUAUUAUAAGGACCACUGGAAAUGAAUUAAACGAGUACUAUAUAGUUAUCACUUUCUUCGUUACUUACCACAUUUAUGAAUCGUGAUUCCAUGCACAUUUCAAUCUU